This is a messenger RNA of Podarcis lilfordi (Lilford's wall lizard), 6658 nucleotides long. The record is from the annotation of a GenBank genome assembly. NCBI's taxonomy places the organism in Eukaryota, Metazoa, Chordata, Lepidosauria, Squamata, Lacertidae.
AAGGUGGGUGUGGGCCGCAUAUAAAAGGGCCGCAUCCGGAUGACGGUGCCAAUAGCCGAGGCAGGCUUGGGACAGAGAGGAGGCAGGAGUUCCUUAGCACUCCAAUUGGCUAUUACGCCUUUUAUUUCGAGAAGACAAAGGGGGGAAACUUUUGUUAAAAAAAAAAAAUUGCCUUUUCAGUUUUGUCCCCUUAAAAUAUUUCUGGGCAUAAAAAGCUAAGCUUUUCGGAACUCAGCCCACUUUGACCCUUUUGCCUGAGAAUACUAAUAACAGUUGGGUCACCAUGGUGAUGUUCAAGAAGAUCAAGACCUUCGAAGUGGCCUUCAGCGAGCCUGACAAAGUCUACAGCAGCGGGGACAAGGUGGCUGGCCGUGUCGUGGUGGAGGUGGCCGAAGUCACCCGGGUCACCCGGGUCAGAGUUCUGGCUUGCGGGGUGGCCAAGGUCCUGUGGAUCAAAGGGCCCCAGCAGUGCAAGCAGGAGAUGGAAUACCUUCGCUAUGAAGAUGUCCUCACCCUGGACGACCAUCCAGCUGGUGAGCAUCAUGGUCUUGGGGGGGGGGGGCGCCUGUUUUGCGUCUCCGCUUUUGGAAAAGAAUUGAAAGCCCUUCCUGGAAUUUUGAGGAGCCCAACGAGUGGGUAGCUUUUGCAGCCUGGUCCUAUGCAUGGGGACCUGACUGUAGGGAAAGGAGACUUAGGAUGGCACCUUUGGCUUUACAUAGGAACAUCGGAGGCCGUCUUAUAUAGAGUCAUACCAAUGAUUCCUCUAGCUCAGUUUGCAUGGACGGGCAGCAGUGGCUUUCCAAGUUCUCAGGCAGGGGUCUCUUCCAGCCUUUCUUUGAGAUGCUGAUGGGGCUUGAACUUGGGACACUUCUGUUUGCAAAGCUAAUGAGUUGGUUGGAAUGGUGUCCUCUUCAGUGGCGUAUAUAUACUUGGCUCUAAAUACUUGGUCCAGUUCUGCUUUUUCUUGUUUAAACUGGCUUUUGGGGGCAGGUUUUUUUUUUGUACUGGGUACAGUAUCUUCCUAUGUUUUCUGGGUUCUCUGUCUAGGUUUGAAACCUAGCGCAGGCUCAGAAUGGGGUGGGAAUGGAACUCUACCCCAUUUAAAGACUGGCUUUCAAAACUUGCAUCCCAGUCCUAUGUGUGUUUACUUGGAAUUAAGUCCCCAUGAGCUUGAUGGGGCUUGAUUACCAAGUAAGCCCUUCUAAGAUUGCAGCCUUGCAGGUCUGAGAUGCAAGCAAAAGAUUAGCAUCAAAUAGGCGCCAGCAGAGAAGAGAGAGAUAAUUUUCAGGCUUGGGAAUAACCUAAAGCAGAGAACUACUAGGAAGUUGAACAAAGGGUCCAGGGUGAUGGGUCACCUCUGAAUAAAGGGCCAGCGGCAACUUCAAAUCAUUGUAGUUCCCUUGCUAAGCAAACUUCCGAGAGUACGGUAUGUCCCAGUAACAGUUGGCGCAGCAGGGAACUGGCCAGCUGGGACUCCUGGCAGUGGAUGUAUUAAUAGGUAGUGAUUGCCUAGCAGUACGAGGAGUCCCUCAUCCUGGGAGAGGGGUAUAGUCGUCACCUUGGCUGAAGAUCAGAGCAAGUGAGGAGAGCCAGGAAGAUGUGAAAUUCUUUAGACUGUUGGCUUCUGUAACUUGGGACGUUUUGGUUUGUAAUUGGACAGACGCACAGAUAGGAAAGGAGACUGAAUUUUUUUAAACAGUUGAGACCUUAAUUGCAUGUGUGAGCAGCUAGUAUUAAGGAUGAGAAAAGCAGCAGUUCUUGAAAUGCUGACUUGUUGGUAAAACAGAACAUGGGGGUUCCUUAGGCACCACUCAAGCUUAAAUCUCUUACCUGCUUAAUUUUUUGAAAGUGCACUGACCUUGAUAAAAAAUACCUUGCAUUAUUAGUCAUCUUAAAAUACUUAAAAUCUUUUCUCUAUAAGCCUAACAUCUUUUUCUCUUUCUGUGGUGUCUUUCCAGAUGCAGAUGGUUCUGUGAUUCUGAGACCAGGAAACACCUACGAGUACAAGUUUGGAUUUGAGCUACCUCAGGGGUAGGUAUUGGCCAGACAUGGCCACUGAUACGUUAGUAUUAAAAUACAGGAUUUAUCACCGCUUGCCUGCCUUUCCUGUGUCUAAUGAGACAUUUGUAUUCUUUCAGGCCGCUUGGUACUACUUUCAAGGGCAAAUAUGGCUGCGUUGACUAUUGGGUGAAGGCUUUCUUGGAUCGUCCAUCCUUCCCGACUCAAGAUAUAAAGAAGCGCUUUGAGGUCAUGGAUCAAAUUGACGUCAACACUCCAGACCUGAUGGUAAUUACCACUUGAGGUUGUCCUUUGAUAGCUUUGGUCAUUUGUCAGUCAUCAGCUUAGGUAGAUUUAGUGCCACAGCUAAUCUGAAACAGGCCAUCUUUCAGCAUUUUUUAGUGAACUUUGCUUCAGAAUUUGGAAUUCUCUCUCUCCCAAUUGCUGUUCAGUUGGUUCAAAGUCUUCACAGAGACAUGCAUCUCUGUUCAUCUUUAGCUUGAAAUUAAUAGUCUGUGUCCAAUUGUCUCAUUUACUAUCUGUUGAAGCAAGAUAUUUGUGAAUAAUUAGUUAUAACUCAAGGGGUGAUUGAAGGUCUGGCAAGGUACCAAAGGCUGAACUCCUGAGACUACAGAUAGUACAUAUGAACAGGAGCAACACUUUGGAAAUUAGUCAAUGUUGUAUGUAUGUAUGUAUGUAACAAUAUCUUCUUGUGCAUUUCUUUUCAGUCACCUGUAGCUGCCAAGAAGGAAAAGAAAGUGUCCUGUAUGUUUAUCCCUGAUGGGCAUGUGUCUGUUAGUGCCAGGAUUGACCGCAAAGGAUUCUGUGAAGGUGAGGCCUGGCUCCUUUCCUCUUCAGGAAACGGGAGUUGACGAGGAAGGGUGGAAAAUUGGAAUAAAUGAUGUAAAUGGCUAGUAGUCAGACCUGUAACUGCUAGCUGUUCCAAGCCAAGCAUAGUUCAAGGGCUGGAGAUAUAGGUGUGGUUUGGGGAUUUAAUGAGGAGCUUGGAUGCAAGCAGGGAAAGUCAUCAUUGAAAAAUGUGGCACCUAACUGAUCUCAAUGAAGAUCUGCUGCAGUGGGCAAAUUCUGUAGGUCUUCCACAACUAAGCUUCUUCUCCUUGUUCUUACCAGGUGAUGACAUAUGUAUCAAUGCCGACUUUGAGAACACCUGUUCCCGGAUUGUGAUGCCCAAGGCAGCCAUUGUUGCUAAGCACACCUACCUGGCCAAUGGGCAGACCAAGGUCUUCUCCCAGAAGCUCUCAUGCGUCCGAGGCAACCACAUUGUCUCUGGCAUGUCUGAAUCAUGGCGUGGCAAGACCCUCCGGGUCAAGAAGAUCAAACCGUCCAUUCUAGGCUGCAACAUCCUGCGUGUGGAGUACUUCUUGCAGGUGAGGGGCUUAAAAAGGCAACCCACCCCAAUCUUCCUUGUUCUUGGCUUCUGUUGAGGGCUUACAGAAUCCAUACUGAAUUCAAGCACUGAGGUCAUAUUCAGGGGUGAAUUCUGGGAACUGCAUAGUCCCAGAAUCUAUUUUGAAUUCUAGGCUGUCACCUGAAAUGUUUUUAAAAGGCAUUUCGUACAUCAUUAUCAAAACUGGCUAAGAUACCUCUGGGCUUAAGACUUCCAAGGGAGAUACAUCCCAGUAGACUUAAGCCCUGACAACUUUAAGGACAGGACAUUUGAUCUGGAUUAAAGAGCUUCACUGCAAGGUGGCUGACCUCUUAAUUCCCAGCAAGCCAAGACAGAAAACACCAUACUUCUGAUAUAUUCUGUCUGAGAGAUCUUGCAUUUAAUGACAGCUGCUUUCAAGCCCUGAAACACAUCCCUGUAGGCAUGGAGUAGCCCUCCUUUCCCCACAUCCCCCACAGACUAUAUUAUCUCUCUCAAGAAGGCACCACAUUACAUCUCACCACAUAUUUUCCUGUGGUCUUUUUGCAGAUCUAUGUCAGUGUCCCAGGCUCCAAGAAGAUCAUCCUGGAGUUGCCACUCGUCAUUGGCAGCAAGUCUUCUGGCAUUGGCAGCCGCAGCUCUAGCAUGGCUAGCCAGACCAGUUCCGAGAUGAGCUGGGUGGACCUCAACAUCCCAGAUGCCCCAGAAGGUGAGCAGAGCUUCCCGGAUGCCUUUUUGUUGUUGAAAAUGUAGCCUUCUAGUUAGGAGUUAAGGUGGGCCUCUGCAAGGACACAAUUGCAGGGGUUGGAGGUCUUUAGAAAGCGGGUGGUAAGAAGCAGCCUUGUCACUCAGUUUUGGGAAGAGCUAGGAUUUCUAAAUUCCAUCAAGUAUCUGUUGCUCCAAACACAUUACACCAGAAGUAUUUGAUAGAUUUAGGAAAGAAUGGACUGACGUGUAUCUGUUUUUUUCCCAAUAUAGCACCUCCAUGCUACCUGGACAUUGUUCCUGAAGACCACCGCCUGGAGAGUCCCACCACCCCUCUUUUAGAUGAGCUUGACAACUCCUUUGACAGCCCCAUCUUCAUGUAUGCUCCAGAGUUCAAGUUCAUGCCACCGCCUACCUACACAGAGGUGAGACAUCCGACUCUUGUCACACAAAAAAAUGUGACUGCAGCACAUUUUGCAAGUGGUAGGAAUAAAACACGGCUUGCAAGUGGUAGGAAUAAAACCAGGGCGAAGAGAUGGGGGUGUGGGGUUCACUGAAGAGCAGCCAUGCAAAGCAAGCUUUGCGAAUAUUAUUGUGGCUUAAGUAGGUUCUAUUCCAAACUUCAGCUUUUGCACUCUACCUGAAGGGGAAUGGAUCCAGUUGCAAAGCCUUAAAAAAUAUUUCAUUUAUAUGGGAUUAUUCUGCCAAGUCCCCCAAGGUGGUCUUGCAAUCAAAAAUAGUAAUGCAAAUAAAUAGUACAGAAUAUUUGCAAGCUGACUUCUGGAGCUGAUAGACCUUCAUCUUACACACACCCUCUGUUCUUCCCUCUUUUCCAGGUGGAUCCUUGCACUAUCAACAACAAUGUCCAGUGAGCACCAAUCAAAGGACAUUUAUGCAGUUGUCUUUUAUCCAGCUUUUUCUGGACUUUUAACAAUUGCACUCACAGAGAUUAUGCACCAGGCAGAAAUUCCCUGAUGAAAAGGGAAGGAAGACCUCAUGGUGUCAGCACAUCUCGUGGAAGACUUGUCGGCAAGGAGCUGAAUUGAAUGGCUCUUUAUGCCUUUGUGUACUUGCCACAGGCCAAGAGAAGCUAUGUGGGUCGGUGGUGGACCCAGGCCUCGGCUCUCCCCUAUAGCCAGGUGCUGAAGUGAAACUUUCAAGAUGGGACUGUAGGGUAGGGCAGGCAUUUCUGAAUGAGGGGAGGUGAAAGGCCAACAACAGACCAACAGUUUGGAAGAAAUACUACUGAAUGACAACCAACAACCAUUUGUAUCUGUUCAAAAUUGUUUUGAAUGUGGUGAUUUAGAUACAUGAGGUUGUAUGUCUGAAGAUUUUUCAAUAGGACAAGCAAGCUUUUGGUAGUUUGUUUCUUGCAGUUUUUUUGAGUAAAAGUGCUUUCUCAGGUUUUAAAACCUAACACCCUGAUCUUUGGGACACUUGGAAAAAAGUGGGGAGAGUUGCUAGAUGGACAGUGGUAGGUUGGUAGGUGUUGCUGCAGGUGCUGGAUGGGAUUGGGGUUUUCUCUCAAUAGCAUUAAGUGAAGGAAUGAGGUGAGAAUAGAAAAGUAUAGCAGGUGGUGUUAAGUGUUAGGUUGUAAUAAACACUCCAUCCAAAGGGGCAAAAAAAAGCCCCAGGGAGAAGAACUCCCAGCUUCUUAAGAAGCAAUAAUUUUGUGUUCUUUUGUGUUUGCCUAUCGAGCAAAUCAAACACUGUUUAGAAGUCUAGCUUUCUAAAACAGUCUCAAGUGUUGUUGUAAUGGACUUUUGUGGCACUUAAUUUCUGUGGUUUUUGUUCUGUUUUUGUCUAAUUCUACGUUCUCCUUGGUAUGUAAACAAGCAAACAUUGUAUAAGGGAGAAAAAUCACUAUAUGCCUGUUUUUUUUCUUAUCUUGAAUCUUUAGUGUUGUGUGACUAUAAACCAAUGUUGAUAAUUUGGGGUAUGGGGCAAGUUGUUGGCAGCCUUGAAUGAUGCAAGGGCAGGAUCUGAGGCUCUGGUGGGGGGGGGCAGCACUUUCCCCCACCAUCUUCUUGAGAGGUUUCUCAUGCAUUCCCUUGGUUAUCAAAAGCCCAGCAAUAUCUAAAGACCAAUCUCUAUAUAUUUUGUUGAAUGGUGCCAAACAGCUUUGUACUUUCCCACAAAGCUGACACAAGCAGAAUAAAAUUGGGCAUGGCUUUAGGCUUGUGUGAAAUCAAAUAAGGAAGCAUAUCUAUUUCUGGGCUGCUCUUCUUCACCCCCCGCUCCUAUAUUUUUCAGCAGAUAACUUGGUUUAUUCCCCACUGAUGGAAAAAUGCACUUUCUUUAAACAGUUUUUGAAAAACAGCACUGCAUAUCUAAAGUGUUAAUUGAUCCCAGAUUUUGUCACUCCAAAUAUCUUGUCACAAGAUACUAUAUAAGUGACAGGUGGACAUAAAUUUGGGUGUACUGAUUUGUUUUCCUAUUGUGUAUUUUGUUGCUCCGUUUUGCUUUAUUUUGUACUGGUUUGAAAAUUUAAUUAUAUUUUGUACUACUGCAGUUCUGCAGGAUCCCCCUUUUGGGGUCAUGUUUCUAAUAAAUGUUCAAAAAUUGAAA